Molecule: messenger RNA, 543 nt
Organism: Aspergillus fijiensis CBS 313.89
Lineage: Eukaryota; Fungi; Ascomycota; Eurotiomycetes; Eurotiales; Aspergillaceae
Exons: 2
Coding region: 1-543 (180 amino acids)
Source: RefSeq, a predicted model, not a curated record
AUGAAUCGCCAGCCGCUUCCCGGCCAGUUGAACACACGGGGCGAGUGUAGGGCAGGGCAGAUCUUCGAGGAGCACCGGGCGUGGGUGGCCCAACACGAGUUCGAACCGAGCGAUUGCCCGCGCUUCGGCUACCUGCUGAUGAUCGACGGACCAUGCCUCCGCUCCAUCUUGGGCACGACCGGGCCCCGAGAAGCUGAUGUGUCGUUCCCUUCUUCCAGCCGCGCCUCCUGGGCCGGACCGUACGGAUACAUCAACAUCCUGGAUGUCGCCGAGCACGACCCGGAAGCUUCCGACUAUGUUGAGGGCCCAUUCUACGAUGGACGUAUGCGGAUGGGGCUGGACGCCUUGGUGUUGUUUGCGGGGCAAACCGAGGAUUACCCACUGUGCGAACAGUCCAUCCCUCUCACUAGCACAGACCAGGUGAUGUACACCGGUGGAACCCACGCGAGACUCGAGCCGAGAAGUCUGGUCACUCAUCGACGAAGAGAGGACAGCUCAUAUCCUUGCUCAAUACUCAACUCUUCACCGUCGACGCAGGCCUGA